Molecule: messenger RNA, 714 nt
Organism: Verticillium dahliae VdLs.17
Lineage: Eukaryota; Fungi; Ascomycota; Sordariomycetes; Glomerellales; Plectosphaerellaceae
Exons: 1
Coding region: 1-714 (237 amino acids)
Source: RefSeq, a predicted model, not a curated record
AUGGAUGUGUCGGUUUGUGGUCACCACGCGUUUCGUUUGGUACUCUUCUUGAGCCGUUCUCCCUUCAACCCAAAACAUUCGGGCUUGACUCCAGAUAUUGCAUUGGCCAAGGCGUCUGCUGUGUCUGAGUUUCUCAAGCGCAUUUUUGCAAACUCUCACAUUGCGAAGCACCUUCUGGCUGGUCUAGUCGUCGGUCUCUACCUGACCGGACAACGGGAACAAAGUCAAGACCCUUCUGAUACCGAAGAGGAGACGCCACACCAGCGCCCUCAGUUUGCCCGCGCUGCAAGACAGCAUCAGAGGCUAGGCAUUCACAGCAUGCUUCGACAAGCUCGGUUCGUCGACGACAGCGACCGGGCUCCAGAGCUUGCCGAGACUGAGCAAGUUGGCGAUCGCCGUUUGAAGGGCCUCGCGAACGCUGGACUAUACACCCACUCCUUGGGCAGUCGCCACCCGAGCGGCGUCACGCAGCCCACGCAAACACUGCCUUGCACCGACCAGCCCGCGACUCACGUGUCGCUGGUCACAGCCGAUCUGACUCUGAAUACAGCGGGUGAUCUUGCAAGUGGACUUGACUUUGUCGUGAGAGCUUCGGUUUGGGUACACCUGGUGGAUGGCAUGACAUCUGGAGUCGUCACGAGCAGUCAACCUCGGCAGACGGAGAAUACUUUUGAGUCCUCCUACGAGAAAUGUCUAACAAAGGGGUUCAAUUGA